AUGCAGUUCGCCCACACUAUCAUUUCUCUCCUCGCCGGAGCCGUCGUGGCUGCGGAUAAAGUGUGCCCCAAUUUCAAGUAUAGCAGACCCUCGUGCUGCGUUUUGGACGGCGCGACUAGGCGGUAUAGCUGCAAAUUCCGUGAGCUCAUGUCGUCCACUUCUUUUAUCGUUCCAGACGAUAUGGCCCAAUUUAAAGAGCUCUGCAAUGACAUGGGCAAAGACCCCAAAUGCUGCUUUACCUCCGGCCGCUUGGGGCCCAGCUGCAUCGAUCCCACCGACGCUUGA
Messenger RNA from Beauveria bassiana ARSEF 2860, 285 nucleotides. RefSeq lists its product as uncharacterized. The transcript is spliced from 2 exons. Bases 1 to 285 code for a protein of 94 amino acids. NCBI's taxonomy places the organism in Eukaryota, Fungi, Ascomycota, Sordariomycetes, Hypocreales, Cordycipitaceae. The record is from RefSeq and is a predicted model, not a curated record. Gene Ontology annotation, cellular component: extracellular region.